Messenger RNA from Linum tenue, 318 nucleotides. The record is from the annotation of a GenBank genome assembly. Lineage: Eukaryota; Viridiplantae; Streptophyta; Magnoliopsida; Malpighiales; Linaceae.
AAAACGACUCAGAGAAGAGCAAGACGAGCCACCUUCCGUCAACGCCUUUUUGCUCAUCUCACUAACCUCCUUCACCGUCUUCCUCUUCCUCCCCUCGUCAUUCUCCGCCGCCAUCAACCGCCGUAUCCCUCCCUCGAUCUCCUCCGCCGUCACCAUCAUCCCACCGUCCCACCGGUAAUCCAUCUUGAUCUCUUCCGCCAGCCCCAGCUCCUCCACCAAUUGAAACGCAUUCAGCUGCUGCUCCGCGUACAUUGGCCACGCCCCGACCGGCACACCAAACCAUAUGCUCUCCAGCACCGAGUUCCACCCGCAGUGUGA